AGAAUGAAAGUUAUUAUUAUUUGAGACCUAUUUCUCGUGAAGCGGAAAAAUAUAUCCUUUUGUGAGAGAAUAGUCAUACUCUGUAUUUUAAGUUGAAAUAUAUUAGUAAAAAAUUAGAACUAAUAUACGUAUACAUAUUAAAUAUGCAUAUUAUAAUGAGAUCAUUAUACAUAUGUAUGAAAUUUUUAAUUGACAUAGUUGGAGAAGCGUAUUAUAAAAUAUUUGGCUGUCAUCUAUUUGUUGGUUCACUCGCUAGACUGUAUGAUAAUCUUGAUGAAAAUGAGAAAAAAAUAUUGCAAGAAGAUAAAUUUCUUAUGGAAAAUACAUCUUUGAUUUUUAAAGAAUUAUCAAAAACUAAAAUGUCUUUAUUUGGUCAUAUAGUAACUUUUCAAUAUUUGAUUAGAUGUAUAAAGAAUCGGGCGAAAUUCGAAGAUUAUUAUAAGAAUAAUCGUCAUUUAAUAGAUAAAGUAGAAUUAGUGAAACCUGUCUUUAUUUUUACCCAACCGAGAACUGGAAGCAGUUUCCUGCAUUGUCUAUUGGCUAAUGAUAAAUCGUGGUUUGCCCCGCAAACUUGGAUGCAAAUGACGCUUUCUAUUUCACCUUCAAAUCCAUUUUCUAAAUUUGACUUAAAUGAAUUAAAGAAAUGCGAAAAAGAGCAUCAUACGUUUCGUUCAUUAAAUUUUUGGAACGAUAUUAAAAUGACUCACGAUUUGGACGUAACAGAUCCCGAAGAUAUUUACUUUGAAUUAUCUUGUUAUGGCUUUUUUAUUCAAUUCUACUCUAUGGAAGGCAUGGAAGAAUUUAGACAUGCCAUGGAUUCAAUUACAACAAAACAAUGGAUCGAUAUUUACAAGAAGAUGAAAAGAAACUUUAAAUGUUAUAUGUUGAAUUAUAAAGAGAGGAGAUUGCUUGCAAUGAAUCACAUGUGCUUGGGCAAUCUAGAUGCUAUUUGUCAAGUGUUCCCAGACUCGAAAAUUAUUACAUUGUAUAGAGAUCCAAUUAUGGCAAUUAAUUCAUUAUUAUCUUUGGUUUCAAUAAUGUCGAGAAUCUAUUUUCCGUAUUGGAGAUGUGAAUUCAGUGCAAUGAAACAACCAGUUGUUGAUUUAAAUGUUAAUGCCAUCGUUAAUUACUUUGAAAUCAGAUGCAGAAUUGAAGAAAGCGAAAAGAAAACAUUAGAAUCAUCUUCAAGAUUUAUAGAUAUUUGUUUUAAUGAUUUUGUAAGAAAUCCAUUAGAACAAGUUAAAAAAAUGUACAGUUUAUUGGAAAUGGAAUUGAAUGAUGAUACGGAAUCCAUAUUAUCUGAAUAUAUUCACCAGCAAGUUAGCCAUGGAAAAUUAGAUCAUAAGUAUAAAAUUAGUCCAAUCGAUAAGGACUACUAUUAUACGAUAUUACAAGAGUAUAUCCAUAACUUUAAUAUCGAAAUGGAAAAGGAGUAG
Molecule: messenger RNA, 1436 nt
Organism: Dimorphilus gyrociliatus
Lineage: Eukaryota; Metazoa; Annelida; Polychaeta; Dinophilidae
Source: the annotation of a GenBank genome assembly